AUGGAACAUGCCAAGUCUGUCACUAUCCUUAGGAGUGGAAAGGUAGUUAAUAAAGAGGUCCCAACAAAGGUUUCACAACCUAAGGGAGAUUUAGAAACCAAGGAAGAUGACAAGCCUAGUGAGGUUGAAGAUGUAGUGGAGAAAGGAACAGAGAAUCAAGAUAUUUUGGAAGUAUUCAAGCAAGUGAAAAUAAACAUUCCUUUGUUAGAUGCCAUCAAACAAAUUCCUUCAUAUGCAAAAUUUUUGAAAGAUCUUUGCACGGUCAAGCGAAAGCUUUUUGUUCGCAAAAAGGCAUUUUUAACAGAGCAGGUAAGUGCUAUACUUCAGCAAAAAAUUCCUUUGAAACAGAAAGAUCCUGGAUCACCAACUAUCCCAUGCAUCAUUGGAAAUUCUAAGAUUGAUAAAGCAUUAAUGGAUUUAGGAGUAGGUGUAAAUCUACUACCCUACACAGUUUAUGAGCAGUUGGGCAUUGAGGAUUUAAAACCGACCAAAGUUGUUCUUCAACUUGCCGACCGAUCUGUUGUUAUACCAAGAGGGGAUACAAAGCCUAUUUCGCAUUCUAGCAUUGAUGUUCCUGUCAUUUUGGGACGACCAUUUUUGGCUACUUCUAACGCUUUGAUUAAUUGCAGGAAUGGAAUCAUAAAGCUUACAUUUGGAAAUAUGACCGUUGAGUUGAACAUCUUCAACAAUUGUAAACAACCUGGCAUUGAUGAUGAUGCGGAGAUCCUUGAAAAGGACAUGAUCCAAACCUUGGUGGAAGAAUUUAGUUCCCACUGGAGAGUUGACAUUGAAGACAUAAGCUGUGCAAAAGCAGCUUCAAUGUUGAAGGUGGGAGGCACGGCCUGUGAAGAUGAUGUAGCUGCUGUGGGGAGAUCUGGUGGAGGCUGA
This is a messenger RNA of Alnus glutinosa, 888 nucleotides long. RefSeq lists its product as uncharacterized. Bases 1 to 888 code for a protein of 295 amino acids. NCBI's taxonomy places the organism in Eukaryota, Viridiplantae, Streptophyta, Magnoliopsida, Fagales, Betulaceae. The transcript is spliced from 4 exons. The record is from RefSeq and is a predicted model, not a curated record.